This is a messenger RNA of Conger conger (European conger), 2463 nucleotides long. Its product is annotated as calpain-2 catalytic subunit-like. Gene Ontology annotation, molecular function: calcium ion binding; calcium-dependent cysteine-type endopeptidase activity. NCBI's taxonomy places the organism in Eukaryota, Metazoa, Chordata, Actinopteri, Anguilliformes, Congridae. Gene Ontology annotation, biological process: proteolysis. The record is from RefSeq and is a predicted model, not a curated record. Gene Ontology annotation, cellular component: cytoplasm. Bases 48 to 2153 code for a protein of 701 amino acids. The transcript is spliced from 21 exons.
CACACGGUCUCAGUCCAACAGAAUCCAACACCUCUCCCGUCUGCGUCAUGACGUCUAUAGCAGACACUCUCGCCCGCCACAGCGAUCGGGCCGAAGGCAUCGGGACCAACAGGAAUGCCGUCAAAUUCGGCAAGCAGGACUACAGCGCCCUAAAGACCCAGUGCCUGGAGAGAGGGGUUCUGUUUGAGGAUGACCUUUUCCCCGCGAGCCACAGGGCCCUCGGAUACAACCAGCUGGGGCCGUACUCCCCCAAAACCCGGGGCGUGGACUGGAGGAGACCCAAGGAGCUGUGUUCCAAUCCCCAAUUCAUUGAUGGCGGUGCUACAAGAACAGACAUCUGCCAAGGAAUUCUGGGAGACUGCUGGCUCCUGGCCGCCAUCGCCUCUCUCACGCUCAAUGAGCAGAUAUUGGCCCGAGUGGUUCCUCCAGGACAGACCUUCGGCGAGGACUAUGCUGGGAUCUUUCACUUCCAGUUCUGGCAGUAUGGAGAGUGGGUGGAUGUGGUGGUUGACGACAGGCUGCCCACCAGAGACGGGGAGCUGCUGUUCGUCCACUCGACUGAGGGGUCCGAGUUCUGGAGCGCCCUGCUGGAGAAGGCCUACGCCAAGGUGAACGGCAGCUACGAGAAUCUGUCUGGUGGCUCCACCACAGAGGGCUUUGAGGACUUCACUGGCGGGAUCUCAGAAAUGUACACCCUGGACAAAGCUCCCCCACAGCUCUUCAGAAUCAUACAGAAAGCCCUGGGGCUGGGGUCCCUCUUGGGCUGUUCCAUUGACAUCACCAAUGCCCAUGAUUCAGAGGCGGUUACUGUGCAGAAGCUGGUGAAAGGCCACGCCUACUCGCUCACUGGGGCUCAGGAGGUGAGUGCGGCAGCCAAUGAACAAUCAGAGGAGCUGGUGCGAGUCCGGAACCCCUGGGGCAAGGUGGAGUGGACGGGGGCCUGGAGCGACGGGUCGCGGGAAUGGGACGAUGUUCCAGCUGACGAGAAGGACAAACUGCGCCAUACUGCCGAGGACGGCGAGUUCUGGAUGUCCUUUUCGGACUUUAAGAGACAUUUCUCCAAGCUGGAGAUCUGCAACCUGACCCCAGACACACUGACCAGUGAUGAGGUCGGCCACUGGAACAGCUACCAGUUUGACGGAAUGUGGAGAGUGGGCGCCACUGCUGGGGGCUGCAGAAACCAUCCAGCCACCUUCUGCUCCAACCCCCAGUUUGCCAUCAAGCUGGAGGACGUGGACGACGACCCGCUGGUUGAGGGCGGCUGCACCUUCCUGGUGGGACUCAUGCAGAAGGACGGCCGCAAGGAGAAGAGAUUUGGUCACGACCUCAACACCAUAGGAUUCGCCAUCUACAAGGUGCCUGACGAGUACAAGGGCCGCACCAACAUCCAUCUGGGCCCCGACGUGCUGCUGAGGCAGCGUGCGGUGGCCAUGAGCUCGACCUUCAUCAACAUGCGUGAGAUAUGCGACCGCUUCUGCCUGCCUCCUGGGGAGUACGUCAUCAUCCCGUCCACCUUCCAAGCACACAAGAAGGGCAGCUGCCUCCUGCGGGUCUUCUCUGAGAAGCAGGCCUCAGCCAGCAAUAUGGAAGAGGACAUCAAUGCAGACAUAGAAGAGCCUGAAAUUUCAGAGAAAGACGUGGACCCCCAUUUCAAAAACCUGUUCAAGAAGAUUGCUGGAAAUGAUUCUGAAGUGUCUGCUUCUGAACUUGUCAAUGUUUUGAACAGUGUUGUAUCCCAAAGAGCUGAUAUCAAGACUGAUGGCUUUACCCUUGAGACUGGUCGUCACAUUGUCAGUCUUUUAGACAAAGAUAGAAGUGCCAAACUGGGCCUGACUGAGUUCCAUGGGCUCUGGAUGAAGAUCCAGAAGUACCUGGAAAUCUUCAAGGAACAUGACUCAGACAAUUCUGGCACCAUGAGCUCACAUGAGAUGAGAGGAGCUCUUUCCAAAGCAGGUUUUCAGAUGAACAGCGACAUCCUGCAGGUCAUCGUGUGCCGCUACGCUGACGCUGAGUACGCCAUUGACUUUGACAGCUUUGUGAGCUGCCUGAUACGGCUGGAGAUGCUCUUCAAAAUGUUUAAAACCCUGGACAGAGACGACAAUGGAAAGAUCGAGCUGAGUUUGUCGCAGUGGCUGUGUCUGGCAAUCAAUUAAAAGAUGCAGCAGAAGAUUGUUAUUUGCAGUCCAUUGGUUUCAGCUCUCCUGAACAUAACAUAAUCUUGACCAGACAUAACCGUACUCUUGACUGGACAUAACCGCACUCUUAACCGGAUGAUCCGGUGUAGCUACCUUUCUGAACCACAGCUUCAUUCUUGCACUGCUACCAUUUAGCCAAAUACAGUGCUUAUGCAAUAAUCUAAUAAUAUGCAAUAUUCUAAGUACAAUAUAAGAUAAUGUAACAAUAUUCAUUAAAUGAUAUGCAAUCAUGUAAUAUUAUGGCCAUUAAUAAAUCUUAAUAAAAUCA